UCAAAAGUCUAAAAAAAUUGUAGCAAGUAACAUUGAGAUCAUAUCAUGUAUGCACCAAAUCCAGAUAUUCCUAGCACGUCUGGUCCUCACUAUCAUAGAGGACCUCCUUUUGGCUUUGGUUUUGUUCGUCGAUACUUUUCUAAUAUGUGUCUUGCUCUCUCCUCUUGUUUCUACUUUCUAUGCUGCUGUUGGAUCCUGGAAGAUGGUGUUGGCAGAUCAGGUUGGGAAGUAGGUCCUAGGGAUCCUUAUCCAAGCCCACCACAAGGACCAUUGGGCCCUAAUCCACCCAAUAUCCCUAUCACAUUUUCUGGCCCACCAGGUCCACCUCAAAUUGGAUCAUCUAAUUAUUAAUAAUUUUCAAGUCUCUAUGUAAUGAACAUUCAACUAUUUUGUUAUAAUUCCCACAAUGUGCAAUAUGUUUACUCCCCCUCCCCCCCCCUCCUUUUUUUUUGUAAAAAAAUAUUAUUCAUAACACUUUACCGACUUCAUAUAUUAUAUGCAUUUUUUUGUGA
Molecule: messenger RNA, 512 nt
Organism: Solanum pennellii
Lineage: Eukaryota; Viridiplantae; Streptophyta; Magnoliopsida; Solanales; Solanaceae
Exons: 2
Coding region: 46-351 (101 amino acids)
Source: RefSeq, a predicted model, not a curated record